Frankliniella occidentalis (western flower thrips) is the source of this 676-nucleotide messenger RNA. RefSeq names its product D-altritol 5-dehydrogenase. The transcript is spliced from 4 exons. NCBI's taxonomy places the organism in Eukaryota, Metazoa, Arthropoda, Insecta, Thysanoptera, Thripidae. The record is from RefSeq and is a predicted model, not a curated record. The coding region runs from base 1 to 558 and encodes 185 amino acids.
AUGCUUGCUGUGGCCCCUCUGCCCAACUCGAGGUGUCCCUUGGUGUACACUCUAGCCUACAACAAAGCCCUCUCUUCACCCCCCCCCCACCCCCCUCUUGUGCGUCUCCACUUUCUGACGGGAUCCUCUCUCGCUCUCGUCGCAGACCUCGGCGUCCAGGUGUGCCACCCGGAGGAGCUGCUGGCCGCCCGGUCGCGCGACUUCUCCUGGGGCGUGGACGUCUGCAUCGACUGCAGCGGCGCCGCCCCCGCCAUGGAGUGCGCCGUCAACCUCCUCAGGGCCGGCGGCAAGCUGCUAGUGUUCGGCGUGGCCGCCCCCCAUGCCCGCAUGAGCAUCUCGCCCUAUGAAAUCUACAAGAAGGAGCUGACCAUCCUGGGAGUCAUGGUCAACCCCUUCAGCUUCAACAAGUCCAUCGGCUUCCUCGAGGCUAUGGGAGACAAGUAUUUGAACUUCGACAAGCUCGGCGUCCGCGUGUACCAGCUGAACCAGUACGAGGAGGCCAUGCAGGAGCUCAGAAACAGGAACAUCAGCAAGGCCGUGUUCCAGGUGUCAGCCUAAGCACAAGACCGCGCCCAAACAUUCGCACGAACCCCUCAUCACCCUUACCACUAGCUCACUAGCUGUACAUUCCAACAAAAGUUAUUAUUCGCCUUAAUAAAAACACAAAUUUCCAUUA